This is a messenger RNA of Mollisia scopiformis, 2359 nucleotides long. RefSeq lists its product as uncharacterized. The transcript is spliced from 3 exons. The record is from RefSeq and is a predicted model, not a curated record. The coding region runs from base 299 to 2062 and encodes 587 amino acids. NCBI's taxonomy places the organism in Eukaryota, Fungi, Ascomycota, Leotiomycetes, Helotiales, Mollisiaceae.
CAGCUCCACCUCCACCCAAGCACGCCCAACCACACCAGCCCCUCCAUUCGAGAGAGAGAGAGAGCAAAGACAAAGCACAAGCAGCAGACAGGACAGGACAGGACAGGACGAGACAAGGACCGCUGUGAGAUCGUCGUCAUCCCACCUCGAUCACAACACAGAAUAUACAUCGAGCAGCCUCGACUCGAAAAGUCCUUUCAGUACUCGUUCUUGAUCGCAGCAUACGUUCAGUGACUCAAUUUGUCCUCUUGAUUACGAUAAGCGCUGCAUAGAAGGUCUACACACACCAGCAGGAGCAAUGUCUCGACGAGGUGAUGUCUACGAGGAGCGCGAUUAUUAUUCUCGAGAAGAAGUGCGAGCACCUCCAGUUCGAGUUCGAGAGCGAGAUUACGAGGAAACAGAUGUCUUCACCAGACGAUCAGAGCGAGGAUCUCGACCAGACUUCCUCCGUGAGGAUUUCGGCAGAGGGGAAGCUGGACCGUUGGUAAUACGGGAGCGAGAUACCGAGAUAAUAAACCGACCUGAACGACGACCACGAUCUCCAUCGCCAGUGAGGAUUCGCGAGAGAAUUAUCGAACGAUCUCCUCCCCGUCAAGAAGAAGAGAGAAUCCGAACCAGAGUCGUCGAGCGUGAGAGACGAGAACCCUCUCCACCACCUCCAGAGAGACUUCGUGCACGAGUUAUCGAGACCCGAGAGAGGAUCCGCGAGCGAUCUCCGUCUCCAGUACGCAUUCGAGAGAGGAUCGUCGAGAGGGAGAGGGAGAGAGAACGCACACCCUCACCACCACAAGUCGAGCGAGUGCGUAUCCGCAACAUUGAGCGAGAGAUCAGACAACCUUCACCAGAACCAUCUCCAUCUCCAUCACCACCUCCUCCGCCAGCUAUCCGCGCUCCUCCCAUCCAUCAGGAAAUCAUCACCCAUCACAGACACAUCGAUCAUGGCUUUGAACGUGCUCGUGUACCAACCCCGCCCCCACCACCUCGUCGCAGCGAGCCUCGAACAAAAGAGACCGAUAUCGAUAUCUAUACCUCGCGAAACAAUACUGAAGUUGAUAUCACUCGGAAAGAAUCGCGUGGACCGACUCCUAAGCCUCAACUGAGACGCGGCGAUACAUUCUACGAUGAUUCCAUCAUAUACGAGCAAGAGCGAGACAAAUUGCGAGUACGAGACACCCGGCUAGAUAUCAACCGACGACGCAGCUUGAGUGCACGACCCGAGCGAAGAGAGAAGGAAAGUGUGCACAUUGAUAUUCGAGAAUCUGGUCGUGGUGAAACAAAUCGAGAGGUAAUUCGAGAAGUGAGUCGUGGUAUCGGCAGAGACGAAGAGGAAGCUGCAUACUACGAGCGAAAGGUCAAUGAACGUGCGUACAUAGGAGAGGCAUACAAUGGAGCUACCAAAGACUGGGCUAUUGUUGAUGUGCCGCCUGGAACGGAGCGUGUGCAGAUGGAAGGUGUUGGUGGUGCAAGCCAAGAAAUCACAUGGCAGAAGUACAACGGUGUCCGCAGAAGCAAGUUCAACCCGGAACGUGAACGAGAGAGGGAGCGAGUUGAGGAGAAGGUGGAGAUCCGAGAAAAUACGAGACCACGGGAAUCUUCUACGAGCCUAGAAAUCGACAUCUCCAGAGGGCCAAGACAAGAACGUGGACCUGUUUACGAGCGGGAAUACGAGAGAAUCGAGGAAACAAGUGAUCGUCGAGUUGGAUUUCCUCGAGCUCCACCAAAGCAGAGAAUGGGUGAUCUUUGGACUGAGAUUACCAAGGAUUUGGUUGCACGGGAAGCUAUCGAGGAGCUUGGAUAUGAUUACGAGGAGACGGAGUUCUUUUUCUACGUUCUGCAAUAUCUUCGAUACGAGGACGUUCUCGAACUAGUCCAAGUCUCGGAAUCCAUCCGCCGCGAACGAAAACAACGACUCCGAGAAAUCGAAUACGAACGCGAACGCAUGGAAAGAUGGGAACGCAAAGAGAAGCGCCGAGAACGCGAACGGGACGACUACACCGAUGAGCGCAUCAUCGAGCGCGAAGUCAUCUACGACGGCCGUCCACCCCGACGUGGCGGCUGGUAAACUUGCACACAUUUGAACGAUUCAGCGAAGCAUGGCAUCUACGAAAUGAACAACGAUCGAUUUUCACGAAUGAAAUGACAUGAAAUGAAAUGAGCCUUACAAUACAAGAUGAUGUUUGCAUAGCGCGAGGCGUGCUUCUUUUUCUUAUUUACCUACCUACGUUUUUUUUCUUCUCGAGAUACUUAGCGGGAGAGGGAUCUUUUUCGUUUGUGAGUUGGGUACCAGGCCCUUAGGAUGGAUGGAAUGCUCUUUUUGCGUUGUGCUGGGAGGAUGGAGUGGGAGGGAAUUUGGAUGGGG